UCGGUGACCUCUCGCUCUGGAGGGAGAGCAGCGAACCCCGCCCCACCACCGCAAUGGAGACCUCUGCGAACACUUGGCGUGGGCUCCUGGACUCGGACGGUGAGGUUUGAGGAUUGUCACCGUUGUCGAAGCGUCCAUUCUGAGCGCUUAGUACAGAGCUCUGUGCCUAGAGAGGAGACCCUUCCGCACAACCGACCUCCUCCGACAGGAGAUCAGAACACGCACUGGAGGAAUAAGAUGGGGUUUUGGAUCCUUGGUCUGUGUAAUAACUUCUCCUACGUCGUGAUGCUCAGUGCUGCCCAUGACAUCCUCAGCCAACAGCGGGCCUCCCGGAACCACAGCCACGUGGAGCCAGUGACCCCUGCCCCCCACAGCAAUAGCUCAUCCCGUUUUGACUGCAACCCGGUGUCCACAGCUGCAGUGCUUCUGGCGGACAUUCUUCCCACCCUCUUCAUCAAGCUGUUUGCACCUCUCGGUCUUCACCUGAUGCCCUACAGUCCACGGAUUCUCCUGUGUGGGGCCUGUGCUGCCGGCAGCUUCCUCCUCGUGGCCUUUUCCCAGGGAGUUGGGACCAGUCUUAGCGGUGUUGUCUUGGCCAGCAUCUCCUCAGGUCUGGGAGAGAUCACCUUUCUUGCACUCACAGCCUUUUAUCCCAGGUCCGUGGUCUCCUGGUGGUCCUCGGGUACAGGAGGAGCAGGGUUGCUGGGAGCCCUGUCGUACCUGGGCCUGACUCAGGCUGGGCUCUCUCCCCGCCAGACGCUGCUCUCCAUGCUAGGCCUCCCCAUCGUCAUGCUGGCUAGCUAUUACGUGCUGCUGAUGAGCCCUCAAGGGGAGGGAGAGCCCGAAGCCUCAUCCCGCCAACCACUCCUGGAUGGCCAGGACCAAGAGCUCAGCCUCAACUCCAGCCCCACCCUUUCUUUCAAGGACAGGUGGAGCGUCUUCAAGGGUCUGCUGCACUACCUGAUCCCCCUGGCUAUCGUUUAUUUUGCUGAGUAUUUCAUCAACCAGGGACUGUUCGAGCUGCUCUUCUUCCGAAACUCAUCUCUGAGCCACGCCCAGCAGUACCGCUGGUACCAGAUGCUCUACCAGGCCGGAGUCUUUGCCUCCCGCUCCUCCCUCCGCUGCUGCCGUGUCCGAUACAUCUGGGCUCUGGCUGUGUUGCAGUGCCUGAAUAUGGGAUUCCUGCUGUUGGCCGUCUGGUUUGGCUUUCUUCCCAACAUCUACCUCGUCUUCCUGCUCAUUCUGUAUGAAGGUCUCCUGGGGGGCGCGGCCUACGUCAACACCUUCCACCAUAUUGCCCUGGAGAGCCAGGAUGAGCAUCGAGAGUUUGCCAUGGCAACGGCCUGCAUCGCGGACACCUUGGGCAUCUCCCUGUCGGGGGCCCUCGCCCUCCCCCUGCACGACUUCCUUUGCCGGCUACCCUGAACGUGACCCUCGAGGACUCUCCCCGGGGACACGUCAACUGGAGGAUGUGAGAUACCCGCAUCUCACAAUAGCUAGUUCCACGGUGACGGGGGCCCCGCCGACCCUAUGGACCCUAUAGACUUGACCUCUUCAGCAGGUGCCUGGAGGGACGAGCUAGUGGCCGGCAGGGACUUGUCAAAUGAUUCCCACCCCCACCUCAAGCUGGUCUUGGGGAAGGACACUACCUAUAGUCUCCCGCUAAGGAGUUAUUUUUAUCACUUAUUUCCCUUCCUAUUUGGUUUUGGGUUUUUUUUAGUGACAGUCGAUUGCUCUCAGGGUCAGGGAGAAGAGACGGAGAUUAUACCGGACAGGGAGAAAGUCCACUUGGGAGCCGGGGGGGUGAGAUAAAGAAACGGGAUGGACCAAGAUGCCAAGUCACUAAGCAGGCGGAUUGCAGAGUCCAGAGGGCAGGAGGUGACUUGGAGGGGCGGGAUGCCUCCUGGGGAAGAUGCCUCUCCGCCCUGAGCUCCGGUUGUCUGCGUGCUGCCCCGUCCUGACACCUGCAGUUCCUAAUGGGGGCCUUCGUCCUCCUGGCCCCUCAAACUCCUCCCGCUCUCUCUCCGGAAGGAAAACGGGUCUGGGAGCAGCCAGCUGCCGGACUUUCCCAUGUCAGGAGACCCCGUUCUUCCGGCUGAGAUCCCGUCCGUGGUUCGCGGGGAGGAACGAUGGGUGGGCCACGGGCCCGCGCAGAAUGUCGAAAUGAAAUGAUUGCUCACAGGGAGAUUGGGGAAGCAGGGCCUGAUGAGGAAUCACAAAGUGCAAUGGUCUGCACACAGUAAGCACUCAAUAAAUAUCACUGACUUAAAAAAUUGGCUCAGCGCU
This is a messenger RNA of Ornithorhynchus anatinus (platypus), 2286 nucleotides long. RefSeq names its product CLN3 lysosomal/endosomal transmembrane protein, battenin (gene CLN3). The transcript is spliced from 15 exons. Bases 238 to 1425 code for a protein of 395 amino acids. The record is from RefSeq and is a predicted model, not a curated record. NCBI's taxonomy places the organism in Eukaryota, Metazoa, Chordata, Mammalia, Monotremata, Ornithorhynchidae. Gene Ontology annotation, cellular component: membrane; lysosome. Gene Ontology annotation, biological process: lysosome organization; lysosomal lumen acidification.